AUGGCGAGUGCAACGCUUAUUGCUCUCUUCCUUCUUUCAGCCCUAACCUUCUACGCUCCUUCAACCACCGCUAAACUUGUCAAGGACUGGAGUGGUAACACCGUUAGUGGCACAUUCUAUAUAUUGCCGUCACUAUUUGGAGCCCCCGGAGGUGGAAUUCGACGAUUUCCUACAGGUAACGAAUCUUUCCCUCUCUCUGUUGUGCAAUCUCCCUUCAAGGACGAUAAAGGGCUUCCAGUUACCAUUUCACCCAUAGUCCCAGGCAGAUAUAGGUCUGUAGGUGAAGAAGUGUCCAUUAGCUUCGACUAUACUCCUGCAGGAACCUCUCUAUUCUGGACCGCCGUUAAGGGUUUUCCUGAAGGAACCCUCGUUAAAAUUGGUGGUUAUUACCCAAACCCAAUCAUCGGUUCUUUCUAUAUCAGAAAAUCUAUAUUUGGACUCGAAAACUCCUAUAAUCUUUUGUUCUGCACAAGCCUCAUAGGCGUCAUCCCGGCUUGCGGAAAUGUUACUAUUAUUGAGAAUGAUAAGAACUUUCCUUUGGCUGUCACUCCGGAGAAUCCAUACGAGUUUCGUCUUGAGCAAUAUCUGCCAACAUCAGCUGAUGCUUGA
This is a messenger RNA of Vigna radiata var. radiata (mung bean), 609 nucleotides long. Its product is annotated as chymotrypsin inhibitor 3-like. Gene Ontology annotation, molecular function: endopeptidase inhibitor activity. Bases 1 to 609 code for a protein of 202 amino acids. The transcript has a single exon. Lineage: Eukaryota; Viridiplantae; Streptophyta; Magnoliopsida; Fabales; Fabaceae. The record is from RefSeq and is a predicted model, not a curated record.